Musa acuminata subsp. malaccensis (wild Malaysian banana) is the source of this 1650-nucleotide messenger RNA. Its product is annotated as 3-hydroxyisobutyryl-CoA hydrolase-like protein 3, mitochondrial. Gene Ontology annotation, cellular component: cytosol. Gene Ontology annotation, biological process: L-valine catabolic process. The record is from RefSeq and is a predicted model, not a curated record. Gene Ontology annotation, molecular function: 3-hydroxyisobutyryl-CoA hydrolase activity. Lineage: Eukaryota; Viridiplantae; Streptophyta; Magnoliopsida; Zingiberales; Musaceae.
UUCGUCCGUCCGACUUCCACCUUAGUCGCAGGAGUGGUUUGUGCCGGCUACCCUCUCGCUCGGCGCUUUCCACAGAGAACAGAUUACAAUGCGUGCGCUACUCUCUCGCUUCCACUUCCUACUGAAACCCUCCUCCCGCCCCCUUCUCCCCUCGACUCUCUUCUCCACCCCUAACUCCCCCUUCUUCGAUCGCUUCCGACCUUCCAUUUCAUGCCGUUGCCUCGCCGCCAUGGCCGGCACCGCGGAGGAUUUCGUCAAGGGUCGUAUCUUCCCCAACGGCGUCGCCGUGAUCACCCUCGAUCGGCCCAAAGCCCUCAACGCCAUGAAUCUCGAGAUGGACUUAAGAUACAAGGGUUUUCUGGAUGAGUGGGAAACUAACCCCAGGGUGAAAUGCAUCUUAGUUGAAAGCAGCACACCUCGUGCCUUUUCAGCAGGGAUGGAUAUUAAGGGUGUAGCAGCAGAAAUUCAAAAGGACAAAACUACACCACUUGUGCCAAAGGUCUUUUCUGCAGAAUAUUCUUUGAUAUGUAAAAUAUCUGAUUAUAAAAAGCCGUAUAUAUCCUUAAUGGAUGGUGUGACUAUGGGGUUUGGUAUCGGGUUGUCUGGUCAUGGUCGAUUUCGUAUCAUCACUGAGAGAACUCUCCUUGCCAUGCCAGAAAAUGGAAUUGGUUUAUUUCCAGAUGCUGGUUUCGCUUACAUUGUUGCCAACAGUCCAGGAGGAGGGGCAGUUGGUGCUUACCUUGGACUGACUGGGAAACGAAUAUCCUCUCCUGCUGAUGCACUGUAUGUAGGUCUUGGAACACAUUUUGUUCCAUCUGGAAGCUUGGCUGAACUCAAGGAAGCUCUGCUAAAGGUCAACUUCACUGAUGAGCCUGACAAAGACAUCCAUGCACUGUUAGCUGGGUACAAGAAGGAUCCUGCUUCGGAGGCUCAAAUGAAAACAUUUUUUCCUCAGAUUGCUCAAUGUUUCAGUGCAAAUAGAUCGGUCUCUGAGACAAUAGAAGGGCUGAAAAAGCAUCAAACAAGUGCUGACUCUACAGUGGCAGAAUGGGCAAGUGAGGCCCUUUCAGGACUUGGUAAAGGUGCUCCUUUUUCUCUUUGCAUAACUCAGAAGCAUUUCUCCGAAGUUGCAUUAGCACAUGGAAACAGUGAACAUCACUUAUCAAAACUAAUUGGAGUUAUGAAGGCUGAAUUUCGGAUUGCCUUGAGAUCCUCAAUCCGAGAUGACUUUGGUGAAGGUGUCCGAGCAGUCUUGGUCGACAAGGAUCAGAAUCCAAACUGGAGUCCUCGUACGUUGGAGGAUGUUAACAUGGAUGAAGUGGGAUCAGUUUUUGAGCCUUUACCUGCUGACAAUGAAUUAAAUGUAUAAUAACUUAUGACAUUUGAAGUCAUAAAUCAAUCAAGGGAACACAACAUUGUUUGCAGAUAUGCCUGUUUUUUCUUUAUUGCUGUGGUCACAGAAAACUAAAUAAAAUCAGUGUGUAAACUGAUGAGGCGGAUACAUUGUAUUACUAAUCUCGUAGUUUUAGUUUUGAGGCUUGUCUGAUGAUGAAGAGGGCACUUUCGUUGUAUUAGUGUUUUUUAAUUCUGUAAUUAAGUAUAUUAUACACCUUUGCCUAAAUUUAAUAGCUUCAAUAAGCUACUAUUCAA